Hemibagrus wyckioides is the source of this 5103-nucleotide messenger RNA. RefSeq names its product protein phosphatase, Mg2+/Mn2+ dependent, 1Ab (gene ppm1ab). Gene Ontology annotation, molecular function: manganese ion binding; magnesium ion binding; protein serine/threonine phosphatase activity. Lineage: Eukaryota; Metazoa; Chordata; Actinopteri; Siluriformes; Bagridae. Gene Ontology annotation, cellular component: cytosol; nucleus. Gene Ontology annotation, biological process: positive regulation of canonical Wnt signaling pathway; negative regulation of canonical NF-kappaB signal transduction; positive regulation of canonical NF-kappaB signal transduction. The transcript is spliced from 6 exons. The coding region runs from base 410 to 1603 and encodes 397 amino acids. The record is from RefSeq and is a predicted model, not a curated record.
ACAGGAUCCCUCCCUCCCUCCCUCCCUCCGCGAGAGAAAAGACUAAACCGCAGCGAAAUAACACACAGGUGCUAAAAUGGACCUUACUGUAGACUUACCGUAUUAGAUUACAGUAAUGCACUUUCGUAUUUCUCUUUUGUUGCUAUAGAAAGGGAGCUCUCUUUUUCCCAAUUCCGUUCUUCCACCUAUGCCAUUUCGCAAGCUAGUGAGUAAGAGCGCUAACACGCUAGCCAGCUGAUUAGCUAAUACCUGUCUUACCGUUUACUUUUGGAGCUAGCAACUAGUGACGUUAGUUAAGCUGCUGGUUAGUCUGACCGCUGAUCUGUGAGGUGUUGGCAGAGGUCAUCUCUGCAGUUUUUUUGCAUUUCGGCUUCACGUUCAACAAAGACCUUUAAGGAGAUUGACAAAAAUGGGUGCUUUCCUGGACAAGCCAAAGAUGGAGAAGUUUAAUGAACACGGUGAGGGAAACGGUGUGCGCUAUGGCCUGAGCAGCAUGCAGGGAUGGCGGGUCGAGAUGGAAGAUGCACACACAGCGGUCAUUGGCCUUCCUCAUGGCCUGAACUCGUGGGCGUUUUUUGCUGUAUAUGAUGGGCACGCCGGCUCUCAGGUGGCACGGUACUGCUGCGAACAUCUGCUGGAGCACAUCACCAGCAACCCUGAUUUCAGAGGCGGAGGCCCAGGUGGAGGCAGUGAAGUUUCUCACCCUGAGCCAUCGGUGGAGAGCGUGAAGAAUGGCAUUCGCACAGGUUUCCUGCAGAUCGACGAGCACAUGCGGGCUAUGUCAGAGCGCAAGCAUGGUGCCGACCGCAGUGGCUCCACGGCCGUGGGAAUCAUGAUCUCUCCAAGCCAUUUUUAUUUCAUCAACUGCGGUGACUCACGGGCUCUGCUAAGCCGUGGUGGUCGGGUCCAUUUCUUCACUCAAGACCACAAGCCCAACAACCCUUUAGAAAAGGAAAGGAUUCAGAAUGCGGGCGGCGCCGUUAUGAUUCAGCGGGUCAACGGCUCUCUGGCCGUCUCUCGUGCUCUUGGAGAUUUUGACUACAAGUGUGUGCAUGGGAAAGGCCCCACAGAACAGCUGGUGUCUCCAGAGCCGGAGGUGUACGAGAUCGAAAGGUCAGAUGAGGAUGAGUUUGUGGUAUUAGCCUGUGAUGGAAUCUGGGAUGUCAUGACCAACGAAGAACUAUGUGACUACGUGCGCUCGCGGCUAGAGGUGACGGAGGACCUGGAGACAGUGUGUAACGAAAUAGUGGACACCUGUUUGUACAAGGGUAGCCGUGACAACAUGAGCGUGGUACUGGUAUGUUUUCCAGGUGCACCCAAGAUCAAUCCAGAAGCUGUGAAAAGAGAAGCAGAGCUGGAUAAGUACUUGCAGAACAAAGUAGAAGAACUCAUUCAGAAGCAGGGUGUGGACAGCAUUCCAGACUUAGCCCAUGUGAUGUGUGUGUUAGCGACGGAGAGCAUCCCCAACCUUCCGCCUGGGGGAGAGCUGGCUAGCAAACGCAGCGUUGUGGAGGAAAUGUACAAUAGACUCAACCCAAACCAAAGUGACAGCACAUGUGGAGCCACCAACUGGGGCAAUGUAUGCGGGUCCUCCAGGCUCUAAACAGGAUGCUUUCCCUUCCUCAUAUAAUUUUUACACACGUUUUGAAGAAAAAGAUGCUGAUAUCAUGAUCCAGCAACACCAGGGGCUUCCAGUUUUACGACUGCUGUAAGAAGACCUACUGCUACCUCUAAUUACACACUUUGUAUACUGCCUUAAAUACUGUCUAAGGAAAGACAGAUACAGGUAUAAUAAUGAGGAAAAUGGAAGUCUGUGAACAUGUGUAUAUGUAGCAUGUGCUAAAAGCAAUUCCUAUUUAAGAAUCAAUGACUAUUGAUCAAUGUAUGGGCCUUCUUAUAACCCUCUUUGUGAAUAUAAUGAACAAAUCCCUCACUGAUGUAUGGUGCAGUUGCUCCUACUCUUUGCAUGUUAGACCUGAAAUGAUCCUAUAUAAAGUAAGAUGUUUUGGUGAAUCAGUGGGAAGUUUAUAUUUUGCGACCUUUCAUUUUUCCCUAUUAAGAUAUUGCAACUAAGGACAACUAUAUAUCAGUUUUCGUUCAAAUAUAGAAAAAUCAAUGCAAUGCCAGUAUACAUGAGGUGGCUCGGGAAAACCUGUCAGAUGGCUGUGUGGCUGAACUCAAGUGGAAAGAAUUUAUGCAAAUUUUUAAACAUGGUUCAUGUUUUAUUUUUGAUCAGCUAAAAAAGAAAUUACAAAAAAAAAAAAUCACUGUGGCCUGUGUACAAGUUUGGACUGGUUGUUAUAUUAAAAGAUGUCAAAACAACUCACAUCUCACAACUCACAUCUUCUACUGUCCAUCAUGUCAUUAAGAAAUGGCAGUUAAGGGGAGAUGUGAAAGUCAGGGCAAGAUCUUGAAGACCACGAUAGAAUUGUGUAAUCAUAGUCUGCAUGGAAACCUUUCCAAACAACAUCUAAAUAAGCUGGACUGAUGAAGUAAGAAUGGAGCUCUACGAACGCUACAAUCACCAAAGGAGCAGUAUUUGAUGACGAGAACACCUUGCCAACUGUUGACAUAGGAGCAGAUCUAUUAUGCUUUGGUGUUGUGUGGCAGUCAGUGGCACAUGCGAUUUAAUCAAUCAUCAAGCAGAAACUGUAAAGAGACUGGCUUCUAGAGAAUUGAGGUUGCAGACAUGCCUAAACUUUUCAAAUAUCCCUCACAAUCUCCUGACAUAAACAUCACUGAGGUACAUCUACAUAUUGGGCAAGAUGGCACAGAAAACAAAAGUGUAAGCAGACUGUCAUAUCUGCUUACAGUAGAAAAAUAGAUUAAUAGUACUGGAUUAAUAGGGUGUUUCAACUUUUGCACAUGCCACAAUGACUAUUUUAAUGUUUUCUAUUUUUAAUUUUUUAUCAGAUUUAAAGUAAACGUGCAUUAAUGUUUGGAGAUUUCUUUAAAAAAAAAAAAGAAAGAAAGAAAUUGCUUGCUGCAAUAGUCUUUUCACUUUUUUUUCACAAAGGGUGCCCAAACUUUUGCAUACAAUUAUAUAUGCAGGAAAAAAAAAACAGGACAAUUCUCUCUAUGCCAUCCGAUACGGUGCUAUCAAGUCAAGAAAUAAGCCAUUUUGGGAAACCUUUACUUUAUAUCCUUAUUUAGCAGUCUACUCUUAUAAAUUCUCUACCUCAGCUGACUUACCUCUUUUUAUUAAGUGGUGUUGGUUACUCUGGUUUGAUCGCUCAGAUUUUAAAACGAACAAUAAUUAGCUCUCAGCAGUAAACAUCAGUAUCAAUGAUUUCUCAGUCACUGUAUUUGUGUAAUAUCACUGCAAUUGGUUGUCCUGUGUUUCUGCCACUCACAAACCGUUGUAGAUGUGUAUUGGUCAGUGAUCAUAUUGAGGCUGUUUGCUUACCCUUUGCUUUGAACAUCAAAGGAAGAGACUUUGACCGUCUGUGGCUAAAAAAAAGCUCCACUUCCCUUUGAGUGUGUCAGGUAUGCACACCCCUAAUUAUACGACACUGACAGUGUUUCUCACAGUGCCUAAUAAUGCAAUGCAAAUUGAAUAGAAAACAAAUAUAAGUGAUUGAUUUCUUGUGAACAUGAAUAGACUCCAGUUAUCACUUCAGUAGGCUGUUCAUUUACUUUGCUCUCUUGUAUUUUUUCGGUGCACUUGUUUAACACAGUGGUGGUUAAUCCAUAGAGGCAGGUGGAGGAAAAACCCCAGCAUAUACAGGUAUAUCAACUGUAAAACAGAUCUCCUCAUUCAUAUCUCCAUAGAAUUAAAUUCCAUUGAAAGACUAAUUACUCUUUUGAUUGACCAAACCAUUGUUCCUUUGAUUUGGCUGGCUUUGUAAAUGUUGCACAAUUAAACUCAUUGCCCCUUUUAGUUCCAUAAAUUACUGUUUUGUUGCACCUAGUGGUCAAAAAUGAGAACUGCAACAAGUGCUAAUAAAGGUUCAUUGCUGCAGGUAUCAUCAUGCUGCCUCAUGCUCUCUCUCUCUCUCUCUCUCUCUCUCUCUCUCCAAUGGAAGAGGAGCAACAGUUAAUAACAUGGUUGCCAGGGGGACAAUUUAGUAAUGCUCUGUGCUAUCUAAUUAAGUUCUGCAAGCAAAGGCAAACUGUUAGUUCAGGCAGUGUUUCUAUGAUGCACUGAACCAUUUCUGUUGUGAGAUAUAGUGCAAAGGUUGGGAGAGGAUUAAUCUGCUUGACUGUAUGACUGUAUGCUGUCGACUGCAUAUUACAUGGUUACUCUAAAAAUGUAGAGUACUCUAAAAAACAGUCAUGUGUGACAUCCUCGUGACGUCCUUCUGUUUGAGGCUAUGUAGUUAUUAAUAUCAUCCCACCCCACCAAGCCAAGUCACUGCUUAAUAAAAGUAAAAUGUUCUUUAUUAUUGUAAUGGGCGGGGUAGUUUAUCAUACAUUUUGUGUAUUCUUUAUGUAAUAUUUUUGAACAUGUUCCUCAGUACCACUGUGUAAAGUAUUUUUUAUGAGCAUUAAUGUUCCCACUGAUGAUGCCAGUUUGAACUGUAUAAACUUAAUAGCAAAAGCUAUGUGGACACCUUACCAUCAUACCCAUAUGUGUUUGUUAAAUUUCCCAUUUUCCCACUUUGCUGGAAAUGCUUUCAACUACAUUUUGAACAUGGCUGUGGAGAUUUGCCCAUUUAGGCACAAGAGCAUUAAUGAGGUCAGGCACUGAUGCUAGGUUGAGGUCAGGGCUCUGUGCAGGCCACUUGAGUUCUUCCACUCCAACCUUGGCUAACUAUGUCUUAAUAGAUCUCUCUUUGUAUACAGAGGUAUUGUCAUGCUGGAACACAUUUGGGCCUCUUACUACAUUAAUCUUAAAUCCGAUGCAUGCAAAUAUAUUCUAUACAACUGUGUGUCAACAAUUUGGAUAGAGUUUUGAGAAGGCCCACAUAUGGGGAAUGAUGCUCAGGUGUCCACAUACUUUUGGUUACAUAGUGGUUAUAUCAUUAGACAUAAUAAUCAUUUUACAUUUUGUGAACCCUGUAUGUGGGUGUGUGUGUUUGAGUAAUGAAUGUUAAAUAUGUAAGUUUGGUAUGACCAAGAUCAAGAUAUUUAUUCAAAUAUAUAACACUUUUUCUCCCACUG